AUGGAACAUUCUCAAGCUGGUUUCGCUGACAAGGUCGGCCGAGGUGUUGCAAAGGGAGUCUCUUUUGCUCUUGGAAAGUGGAAGCAGCUUCUCUUCACCUACACCUUUACUACCAUUGUCGGCAUCGCCCUUCUCUACAUGCACACCGAACAUGAAGCUUCUCUCGUCAAGCGAAGCUGGGGAGGUUUUGAUGAACGUCCCAUGACAGAAAAGUGCUAUCGCCAGGAGCGCACCGCCAUGCUCCUCUCCCUAUUCCUCGGUCUUUUGGGUGUUGACCAGUUCUAUGCUCACCACUGGCCCCUUGCCAUCUUCAAGUUCUUCACUCUCGGCGGACUGGGCACCUGGGCCUUUAUCGACAUGAUUCUCUGGAUCGUGGGUGGUGUUUACGGCACCCCUGGAUGUCCUGGGGGAAGCUCCAAGGGAUGGCAGUAUUGA
This is a messenger RNA of Fusarium keratoplasticum, 435 nucleotides long. RefSeq names its product TM2 domain-containing protein. The record is from RefSeq and is a predicted model, not a curated record. The coding region runs from base 1 to 435 and encodes 144 amino acids. The transcript has 2 exons. NCBI's taxonomy places the organism in Eukaryota, Fungi, Ascomycota, Sordariomycetes, Hypocreales, Nectriaceae.